This is a messenger RNA of Vigna radiata var. radiata (mung bean), 2021 nucleotides long. RefSeq lists its product as uncharacterized. The transcript has 8 exons. Bases 484 to 1188 code for a protein of 234 amino acids. The record is from RefSeq and is a predicted model, not a curated record. NCBI's taxonomy places the organism in Eukaryota, Viridiplantae, Streptophyta, Magnoliopsida, Fabales, Fabaceae.
UCAAAUGAUGCCAAACCAAGGAGCACGUAAUGCAAAUGAUCCAAAAUAGGUGUUCUUGUUUGGUUUUCAUGCUUUGACUGUUCUCUGACCUGAACAAAAUGCCAAAAUGGUUUCAGUAUUUUUUCUCUUUUCCUUUUCGGUUUUCUCUCUCUCUUUAUCAUUCCCUUUCAUCUUCUUCUCAACCCAGAAGAGGUAAUGAAACUUGUUGAGGAAGUUUCACGCAUUCACAGAGUUUUGCAGAGAAUAGAGCUAUGGAUGUUUUGUGCUGUGAAAUGAAGCCACCAAGCUAAAGUCUUUCUCUUUCAUUGGGCAUGCUGUUGUAGAAGUGAAGAAGGAAGAAGAAAGAGCUUUUUCCUCACGCAAACUCAACCCCCUUUUUCGUAUUAUUUGGUUAAGUAUUUGUAUUUCAGCAAGUUCAUCACCUUGGAGUCGAACAAGGACUACCCUUCUCUGUCACAACAAGUAUAGUACCCCCACAAUAUAAUGCAGCUACACAAGGAAAAUAUCAAGCUUGAACAAUGCGAUAUAUGCGGGGCUCGUGGUUUGAUGGAAAAAGUUGUUACUUGCUCUAAAUGCAGUGUGAUUCGACAUGCUUAUUGCAUUCAAAUUAAUACCACAAUAAUUCCUAAAGACUGGCUUUGUGAGACUUGCCAACCCAAGCAUGAUUCAACUUCACCUCAUAAAGUGAACCAGGAGUUCAGUUCGUGGGCUAGUAAAAGGAAACCAUCUGUCAAAAGAGCCAAAGUGAAGUACCUUGACUUGGAUGAAGUCAUUAGACUUUCUUCUGCAAAGGCUUCUGGUGGAUCCAAAAAUGUUAUUUCCAAGAUUCCCUCCCUGACUGCAAAAUCAAAUCCUCCCAUAUUACCUCCUAAAGUACUUGGGAAGCUUCCAAGAAACAAUGAAGUACUCAAGAAAACAAUGACUAACCAACAUGAUUCUUGCUCAUUGUUUAAAGUAGGAUCAACACAGGAGUGUAUAGAAGAAAAUCAGCAACCCUUUGGUGGACAGGUAGCUGGCAAAAAUGUACAGGCACAUGAUCCUCAGAAAGAAAAGGCUACAAAAGAUGCCCCUUUUGGAGGUUUAUCAGCAACGAAAUCUUUCGCUAUUGUUGGUGGUGAACCUAGCGACCAUGCUGAGUGUAACAGGUCUAAUAUGGAAAAGAGUGACCGAGUAUUCAGAAAAACUUAAACCUUUAUCGUGAAUUUUUACCCUCCUCAAUUCAUGCUUGGAGGGGUCAGAUCCAAAUUCUUCAAACAGCAGCAUCUAGCAUAAUUUAUGAUGGGUUUGAGGCCCAACCGCCAUGCAUUGUUAACAAGAAAGCAUAUAAACUUUCAAGAGAAAUGCCAUCAGUCCUGCAACUGGAGUCACUUCCUGCAUUGAAUGUCUUGACUGACAUAUUCCCAGAUGAUUCUCCUAACCUUCAGGAUAUUGCAUUGUAUUUCUUUCCAUCAGAACAUACUGAUAGGUCAUUUCUUCCUAUUUUCUUGAUCUUUUUCAUUUUACUUUUUCUUUUUGGUGUCAGCCAUGUGUGCAAAUUGCGGUUUAAGCUGCUUAUCCUACAUGUUCUCAAUUGAAUGUAGGUUCAGAAAGAACCUGAAUGACAUAUUGAAGUUUAUGAAUGACAAGAAAGUAAUGCUAAGAAGUUUUAUUGAUGGAGUGGAGUUGCUAGUAUUUACCUCAAAUCAACUUGACAUGGACUCAAGGGGUGUUAUUGCUGAAGUAAAGGCUGGACAUUUCCUCUGGGGAGUCUUUCGCCAAUUUAACAGUGAUGAAGGCAUGGAACCAGUUGAUAUGGAAAUUGAUAUGAUUGGAGGAAAAGAUGUGGAGGGAAAAGUUGAUCGCAUUAUGAAAGAUAAACCCAAGAGGCUUAUUAUUGGAAAAGUGUAAUAACAGACUGCUUAUUAUUCCACUAUGUUUUGAAGCAUUUACAUUAAUGUCUGCAUGAAAAUUGCUGCGUACCACAUAUUUUGUAUUACAAUUACCUUAAAGUUCAUUAUACAUCAUUACAAACCAUAAUCCUA